CAGAAAAACACAAAAAACCGUUUCUGAAUUUCACAGCUCUCCUCACAACGUCGACGAGGGAACGAAAACUAAAAAACGCAGGAAAAUCAGAAACAGAUACAGAAAGCAGAGAGAAACGCAACAAAUUUCACAGCUGCUUCACAAUUCACAUGGCAUCACUAGCAACCCAUUUCUCAGCGUUCGUGUUGCUCUUUCCCAUAGGCCUACGUCGCCUACUCUGCUCCUCCUCUCUCUACCUCAAGAACCCAUCUCUCUACCGAUCCAAAAUCUGGUAUUUCUCAGAACCCAAAUGGAAAAACUUUGAUUUGUACACUCUCACCAUAGCCCUCCCCAUGGCUUCCUUCUCCGAAAUUUUUAUCUUUUUAGCCUUUUCGGGCCACCCCACGUAUCGUUUCGCGUUUUUCCAGCAAUCAGCAGCCAUUUUCAUGUUCUGGGCACUCAUCAUUUUGAUCAUCUGCCGUGAAAACAUUGACACUUUGCAUAUCGAUGAAGGGUUCGUCUUCGUUAUCGCAGCCAUUUCGUUCCUGGUCGAGUAUUCGGUGAUCGGCAAGGGAAUUUCGGGUCUUGGUGGAGCUAUGUAUGAUAUAUUAGGUACAUUGACCCUUGUUUGUGCUGUUUGUUCCUUGUAUUUAUCAAUUAGGCCCUGUUCGUUUUGCGCCGAGUUUUUCUUGUCCUCUGGAUUGGUCUUAAAAGGAACUUGGAUUUUGCAACUUGGAUUGUCCUUGUACACUGAUGCAUUUGGAUUAAAAGGGUGCAAGAAAAUGUCAGUUUGGCCAAACCAGGAGAAUGCUGAGUGGAAAUGUGAUCUUGAGGAGGAUGGUUUGAGGGGUGUUUCUUUGAUGACGCUGCUGUUCAUUGGGCAUGCAAUUGCAGUCUUGCUAUUGAGUUUGAUGUUGUUUGCUUUGGUGGCAAGUAACUGGAAUUUGAGGUGUGGUGAGGCCAGUGGCCCGUUGCUAGCGCAGCUUGAUUCGGGGCAUGUGUUGAUGCCUUCUAGCCUCGACCUCGAUAUGGAAUGAAAUGUAUGUUCUGUUUUUGUUUACUGUCAAUUUUGGUAGAAACUUUCAGAGAUAAUGGAGAUUUUACUCAUUUGUUCAUUCUCAGGUCGCUAGUGUUUACUCUUUUUUUUUUUUUUUUUAAAUUUAAAUUUAUGGCAUGCGGUUAUUUGAUAUUGGAUUGUCUCAGAUCAUGAAUUUAAAUUAAGUAUUAGAUGCUUACUUUGUAUUAUAGUUGUAGUAAAUGGAUAACUUUCGUUGUGUU
This is a messenger RNA of Prunus mume (Japanese apricot), 1257 nucleotides long. The record is from RefSeq and is a predicted model, not a curated record. Lineage: Eukaryota; Viridiplantae; Streptophyta; Magnoliopsida; Rosales; Rosaceae.